Archocentrus centrarchus (flier cichlid) is the source of this 1064-nucleotide messenger RNA. It is a transcript of the gene mylz3, whose product is annotated as myosin, light polypeptide 3, skeletal muscle. The transcript has 6 exons. Gene Ontology annotation, cellular component: contractile muscle fiber; myosin II complex. Gene Ontology annotation, molecular function: calcium ion binding. The record is from RefSeq and is a predicted model, not a curated record. The coding region runs from base 113 to 565 and encodes 150 amino acids. NCBI's taxonomy places the organism in Eukaryota, Metazoa, Chordata, Actinopteri, Cichliformes, Cichlidae.
AUACGUGACAUCACAUGCCUGGAAUAAAUAAGAGGGGUGCUUGGACCAUGGCUCAGGACCACUCUGUCUUGGGACUUCAGCUUCUCAUCUCCUCCAGCUCCUACUCUCCAAAAUGACUGAGUUCACAGCAGACCAGAUUGAGGACUUCAAGGAGGCUUUUGGUCUCUUUGACAGAAUUGGUGACAGCCAGGUGGCCUACAACCAGGUGGCCGACAUCAUGCGCGCUCUGGGCCAGAAUCCCACCAACGGGGCCGUUACAAAGAUUCUGGGCAACCCAAGUGCCGACGACAUGGCCAACAAGAGGAUCAACUUUGACGCUUUCAUGCCCAUGCUGAAGCAGGUUGACGCCCUCCCCAAGGGAACUUACGACGACUACGUUGAGGGUCUGCGCGUCUUCGACAAGGAGGGCAACGGCACAGUCAUGGGUGCUGAGCUCCGCAUUGUGCUGUCCACCCUGGGAGAGAAGAUGAACGAGCAAGAGAUUGAUGCCCUUAUGGCCGGCCAGGAGGACGAGAACGGCAGUGUGCACUAUGAGGCUUUCGUCAAGCACAUCAUGUCUGUGUAAGAGGCCAGCAGCAGGAGUGCUGAAGAAACUGUAGCUCGCCUACAGACAGCCCCACAGUGUUCAGGACAUCUACACUGUUUCAAAGACCAACCAAGGAAAGACAAGGACUAUGUACAAGGGAUGUUGAAGCAAGCCCAUUUUUUUUUUUUUUUGUUUAUUUUGUUUCCUUUCUAUUUCGUCUCUCACCCUGAUCUCUCGGGACAUCGCCAUCACCUCUCCACUGUAGACCACCAUCACUCGGCCUCUACUCCCCCCCCACCGGGGCGCGUCUCCACUCGCCACAUGGGGUGAGGAACGGGGGAGAAGGGGUGACCGCUCAUCAAGUGAGGGUAGAUCCCUCCCUUCCCACCGCCACCUCAUUCAGUCACGCCAUCACUGGCCCAGCAAUGCCAAAGGUGCUGGAGAAUGGUCGUGGUCAGACCGCCAGAAGUCCCCCCCUUCCCUGAAAAGUUUUAUUUAUUUUCACUCUCUUCAUCUGAGAAUAAACUUUUCCAACAUA